Messenger RNA from Periconia digitata, 891 nucleotides. Lineage: Eukaryota; Fungi; Ascomycota; Dothideomycetes; Pleosporales; Periconiaceae. The record is from the annotation of a GenBank genome assembly.
AUGGAUCUCCUACCCUUCGACAAUCGAGACGGUCAAAUCUGGUUCGAUGGAAAAUUCGUGCCCUGGCGCAACGCCAAGAUCCACGCCUUAAGUCAUGGCCUGCACUAUGGCAGUUCCGUGUUUGAGGGUGAGAGAUCCUAUGGCGGCACCAUCUUCAAGUUGCGGGUCCAUACCGACCGCCUAAUCAAUUCGGGCAGAAUGCUCGGCUUCAAUAUCCCCUAUGAGGCCGACCGAAUCGACGCCGCCUGCCGGCAGGUCAUCAAGACUAAUGGUCUCACCGACGCCUAUGUGCGUCCUCUAGCUUGGCGCGGCAGCGAACAAAUGGGUGUGGCCGCCUCAAGGAGCAAAAUCCAUCUGAUGAUCGCUGCCUGGGCUUGGCCCAAUCCACACGUCGCUAAACACCUCGAGGGUAUCCGGCUGGAUAUCUCCCACUGCUGGCUGCUGCCUCCUGCAUCCACCAUGCCGGUCGCCGCCAAAGCCGCCGGCCUUUACACCACCAAAACACUGGUCAAACAUAUGGCGGAAGCCAAUGGCUUCGACGACGCACUGAUGAUGGACGUGGAGGGCAUGAUCGGCGAAUGCACGGGGGCCAAUAUCUUUUUGGUUUUCAACGGGGAGAUCCAUACGCCGAUCCCCCAUUGCUUUCUUGACGGCAUCACCCGCCGCACCGCGAUCGACCUGCUCCGCAAGAGAGGCCAUGAGGUAGUCGAGCGGAAGAUCCCAGCCCAAGAAAUCGCCGAAGCCAGCGAGGUUUUCAUUACCGGUACUGCCUGCGAGAUCACCAGGGUGCAACAGAUCGGAGAUUUUGCCUUUAUCUCGGGGGAGAUCACCGCGACGCUGAUCGCCGAUUAUCGUGAUCUAGUGUUGGGGAAAACGAAACCGAAGAUAUAG